Messenger RNA from Ornithorhynchus anatinus (platypus), 1140 nucleotides. It is a transcript of the gene RDH10, whose product is annotated as retinol dehydrogenase 10. Gene Ontology annotation, molecular function: oxidoreductase activity, acting on the CH-OH group of donors, NAD or NADP as acceptor. Bases 52 to 1098 code for a protein of 348 amino acids. Gene Ontology annotation, cellular component: lipid droplet. Lineage: Eukaryota; Metazoa; Chordata; Mammalia; Monotremata; Ornithorhynchidae. The record is from RefSeq and is a predicted model, not a curated record. The transcript is spliced from 6 exons.
UGGUCCCGGAGCCCCCCCCCCCCACCCCCGGGAGGUCGGGCGCCGGGCGCCAUGCACAUCGCGCUGGAGCUGGUGUGGGUGGGGGUGAAGGUGGCCUGGGCCUUCGUGUCGUGCGCGGGCCGCUGGCUGCUGCGGGCCAAGGAGAAGAGCGUGGCGGGGGAGGUGUGCCUCAUCACCGGGGCGGGCGGGGGCCUGGGCCGCCUCUUCGCGCUGGAGUUCGCCCGCCGCCGGGCGCUGCUGGUGCUCUGGGACAUCAACAGCCGCAGCAACGAGGAGACGGCCGGACUCGUCCGACAGGUCUACCGGGACCUCGACCCCCGCGCCCGGGGCCGCCGCGGAGCCCCGCCCCGCCCCGACGGCGAGGAGGAGGAGGAGGAGGAGGGCCUGCCGCCGGGCGGCCUGCAGGUGUACACGUACACCUGCGACGUGGGCAAGAGGGAGAGCGUGUACUCCACGGCGGAGCGCGUGCGCCAGGAGGUGGGCGAGGUGUCGGUGCUGGUGAACAACGCCGGGGUGGUGUCCGGCCACCACCUGCUGGAGUGCCCCGACGAGCUCAUCGAGAGGACCAUGAUGGUCAACUGCCACGCGCACUUCUGGACCACUAAGGCCUUCCUGCCCUCCAUGCUGAACACCAACCACGGCCACAUCGUCACGGUGGCCAGCUCCUUGGGACUCUUCAGCACCGCCGGGGUGGAGGAUUACUGCGCCAGCAAAUUCGGGGUGGUGGGCUUUCACGAGUCGCUGAGCCACGAACUCAAGGCGGCCGAGAAGGACGGCGUCAAAACGACCCUGGUCUGUCCCUACCUCGUGGACACGGGCAUGUUCCGCGGCUGCAGGAUCCGGAAGGAGAUCGAGCCCUUCCUGCCUCCGCUGAAGCCCGACUACUGCGUCCAGCAGGCCAUGCGGGCCAUCCUCACCGACCAGCCCAUGAUCUGCACGCCCCGCCUCAUGUACAUCGUCACCUUCAUGAAGAGCAUCCUGCCGUUCGAAGCGGUGGUGUGCAUGUAUCGCUUCCUGGGCGCCGACAAGUGCAUGUAUCCCUUCAUCGCCCAGAGGCAGCAAGCCACCAACAACAACGAAGCCAAGAACGCCAUCUGAGGGGCGGCCGCCCGCCCGCCCGCCCGGCCGCGGACCGGACCC